AUGAAUCCUGACAAACCUAGGACUAUCGAGUCCUUUUUUCUUCCUUCCACCAAAAAACCACGUAAUAAUGAAGGACAAACAGAAUCAAACGUGAUUAUUUCAUCUCCACUAUCAUCAACUGAAUCUGAAAAUCUUAUUUCUCCUGUUUCUGCUUCUUCAUGCUCUGGUGAUCAAACUACAUGUGAUCUUGUUUCUGAUACUUCAUCAUCUUCUCUCACAGCCUUGGUUUCUUUGAAUGAAAGUUUUGAAGCAAAAUCUGCUCCAAAUGAUAUCAGUACAUCAUGUAUUGAUCCUCCUGUUCAACCAAAAUUAACAACUUAUCCGUUGAAUCAUCAAAAACGCUCAUUUCAAUCUAGCUGGUUCAUUGAUAGACAGUGGUUAGAGUAUUCUGUUCAAAAAGACGCAUGCUAUUGUUAUUACUGUCGUCAUUUUUCUGCUAAUAAACUAUUUGCUAGUGAUACUUUUUCCACUUCAGGAUUUAAUAACUGGAAAAAAGCAUUGCUGAAAGAUACUGGUUUGAUAAAACACGCAUUAUCACAAUCACAUAUAAUUGCAACAAAAAAUUAUUUAUCAUCUAAACAACGAGAAGAAACCAAUUCAAGUGUUAUUAAGAAAUUAGAUUCUGGUCGUGCUGUUCAAAUACGUAAAAAAACAUGA
This is a messenger RNA of Rotaria sordida, 657 nucleotides long. Lineage: Eukaryota; Metazoa; Rotifera; Eurotatoria; Philodinida; Philodinidae. The record is from the annotation of a GenBank genome assembly.